Molecule: messenger RNA, 3090 nt
Organism: Cyprinodon variegatus (sheepshead minnow)
Lineage: Eukaryota; Metazoa; Chordata; Actinopteri; Cyprinodontiformes; Cyprinodontidae
Gene: tcf19l
Product: transcription factor 19
Exons: 5
Coding region: 100-1788 (562 amino acids)
Biological process (GO): regulation of gene expression
Cellular component (GO): nucleus
Molecular function (GO): protein binding
Source: RefSeq, a predicted model, not a curated record
UCUGGAAAUGGAGCGCGGCCUGCUGUAACUCAGGGCCGGUCACAGAUCAGGGGCGGCCUCAGUGUGUGGGAGGGUGGCAUUGGAUCAGAGGCUGCAGCCAUGCUGUCCGGGGCGCAGCCGUGCUUCCAGCUGCUGCGGAUCGGCCUGUCCACGGGCGACUCGGCGAGGGAUCUCUACACCUUCCGGCCGGCGCUGACCCAGUCCGUGUUCCGGCUGGGUCGGGCCGCGGAGCUGUGCGACGUCACGCUAGAGUCGAACUCGGUGUCUCGCAUCCACGCCGAGCUGCACGCCGAGAAGGAGGCGAGCGGAGGAGAGGGGGAGUCGCUGCAGCAGGAGGAGGGCUGGAGGGUCCACAUCAAAGACAGGAGCAGCCAUGGAACGUGGGUGAACGACGUGCGCCUCCAGCCGGGCGUCCUGUGGGAGCUCUCCGACGGCGACACGCUGACCUUUGGAGGGCAUUCGCCUCCGGGGAGCCCAGAGUUCUACUUCCUCUUCCAGAAGGUCAAAGUUCGCCCGCUGGACUUCGAUGCCAUCACAAUCCCAAAGAACCGGAUCAGNGGAAUGUUUUCCUCCGACUUGCAGAACCGGAUCAGAACCAACUUGGACCGAAAGUCAGUUAAAAACCUGGACCUUUCUGAGAUGUCCAUCAACCGGGCCACAGUCAUCCUGAACUCCAUCGGCAGCCUUAGUAAGAUGAAGGGCAGUGCCUGGACCUUUAAGCGGAGCCACAGCCAUGAGGGAACCGUUUCUGACCCGGGAACCCCGUCCUCCUCCUCCCCUGUGGGCUUCUCCUCCCUGAUUCCUCCCUCCACUCCUUCCUUCUCCUCCACCACCUCGGCACCUUUGACCAAACCCCUCCAGACGGCGUCCAGGAGCAGGAGGAAGUCUGCGCACACGGUUCUCCUGGAGGACGACAGCUCAGAUGAGCCCAGGAGUCGAGGAGCUGUGACAGGAGGAGUGGUGGAGGAUGUUCAGAGAUCACGACCAAAGAAGAGGCGGAGGCUCUAUAGAUCUGAGUCGGACGGUUUCAGCUCUCCUGCCCCUCCCCCCGUACAGACUAAGAACCACAGCGACAUCCGGCGUCCUCUGGAGGCCAAACCUUUCCCAGUGGGCAUCAGAACCAUCGGCAGCUUCCACGGCGCCAUGACCAACAGCCGGCUGAACCAGCAGCUGCUGCAGUCCUCCUUCACCAGUGUGGUUCCUCGCAGGCAGGGGGAGGUAGAAACCUCGCACCGGGUCAAAACCGUGGUAAACGGAAACAUGGCUGCCUUCCGCCAACAGAAAGCCGCCCAUGGUACGCCGACAGCGCAGAGGGGCAGGCGGAGGGCCAACAGCUCGCCGGUCUUCUCUCCCCUUGUGGUGGGAGGAGAGAACUACAGCCUGGCGUCGCCCACCGUGAGGAUCAGAACCGACGAGAGAGGGAGGGUCCAGUACAACCGAUUCCAUCAUCAGACAGCUAAACGGCGCGGUCGGCCCAGAAAACACCCCCUCCCUCCUCGGCCCUCCCUGCCCUCUCCCUCCUCCUCCUCCUCCUCAUCCACCUCUUCGGCCUCCUCUUCCUCCGGCUCCUCCUCGUCCUCCUCCGAAGAGGACGAUGAAGACGAGGGCGCGGCGGUGAGCGCGGUGGAGCCGUGCGCCGCCCUGCGGUGCCGGCUGCCGCAGCAGGACACGGUGCAGUGGAUCCAGUGCGACGUGUGCGACGCCUGGUACCACAUAGACUGUCUGCACGUGGACCGCAAGAAGCUGCUGAUGGACCCCAACGCCGACUUCCACUGCGGCUGCCGCUGACGGAGACCCGGGGCGCCGCCAGGACUUUUUUUUUACCCUCAAAUAUUGAACUCCUUUAAUUAUAAAAAACAUGAAAUGAAAAGCGGCUCUUCUGCAUAAGCAGGCAGUCAUGAUUCCUUCCCCUCUAAAGCCUGAGAUGCUCUCUGAGGCUUCAGGAGAGGAAACUAAUGAAAUGUCUGCCUGGAUGUCAUUAGUAGCAGAGGGUUCACUACUGCUGACCAGAUCUGCGUUCAGGAAGAUUAAUGAAAUGUUUUUAACAAAAUAAACUCCUCUGCAGAGAUGGAGGCACCUCAGAUGAUCAGACAUUCCCGGGUGGAAGCAGCGAGCCGCUGCAGCUGCUGAAAGGUCCUCUCAGGACGAUCAUCAGAUGUUUGAGAGCACUUCUGCAGGAGCAGCUGCAGGAUUUAAAGAGGAUUGGAUUUUUUAUUAAAAUGCAAAGCUGCAGCUGAAAUAAUAGAAGAUAAAAACUAAUUGGAGAUGCUCUCCUCUGGGUCUGAUGGGUCAGGUGUUAAUGUCAGAGAUUCUUCUCACCUGUUUCUACCUUUACUUCUCCUCACACUACUGAAACUUUAGCCAAAGUUGCUCUGUUUUAUCUUGAAUGUAUACAAACUUCCUCUUAUGUCAUAAUCUUUACUCCACUUUUCUCUUCUGCUAAACUUAUCUGGGAGGAAGGUUCGUCUACCAGGGUUUCUUACAAAAAAAAAAAAAAAAAGAGAGAAAAUGUUGGAAAAAAAAAAGCAUAAGCUUAAAAGAGAAAAAUAAAAAAAUAUAUAUUUUUAAUGUGGCUGCGGAUCGAACCGCAUCCAGUUCACCGACGUUGAUUUUAUCUGUUAAAUUUUAAAAUUCUGUUUCUCAGACAAUAAGAAGCAAAAUGAAGUUUAUAUUAAUAGUUUGCAGGUUUAAAAUCAGCAGAUUUUUUUUUUAUUAUUCCUAAAUAUCUGUUGAGAAUAAAUUAUUUAGUUGCCAAAAGGCUUAAAACGAAUCAGUUUAGUUUCACUAACGUAUCAGAAAAUAGGUUUUAAAUGAGUUGCAAUGAACGUUCAGACCUCACUCCAAACGUCUCCGGUCGCUCAGACGGUGCUGAAACACGUCGGUGUUUCUCUUCAUCCUCCACUGAUCUCACUUUGUUGGUUUGUAGUUGAAUGCAGCAGUCGUGUUUUGCUGCAUUUUGAUUUUUCAGACAUAUAUAAGUAUUUCUAGGUGCGCUUAGAGCUGUUAUGUAAACGCACCUUCACCUGCAGCUGAUUUCUCUCCCUAAUGUGGUAAAUUUGACUGUUAUUGAUCCCUUUCUGUUUUUUUUUU